This is a messenger RNA of Cucurbita maxima (winter squash), 1394 nucleotides long. RefSeq names its product short-chain dehydrogenase TIC 32, chloroplastic-like. Lineage: Eukaryota; Viridiplantae; Streptophyta; Magnoliopsida; Cucurbitales; Cucurbitaceae. The record is from RefSeq and is a predicted model, not a curated record. Bases 204 to 1145 code for a protein of 313 amino acids. The transcript is spliced from 8 exons.
UUGUGUGUUCUUGACUUGCCAAUUAGUGCUAGUUUGUUGCGGGCACGAGUGCCAUGUGAGGCGCCGUGGCAGAAUGCACGAUUCUUAUGAACCCCACAAUUCGACCGUCGGUGGUUGAUCAUUAAAUGCUCAAAGUUGCGGACGGAUUUGCAGAUUAAGAAAACACCUGCGUGCGUCUUCAAAUUCCAUCUCGAAUCGAUUCAAUGUGGUUAUUAAGAAGAAAAGGACCCUCUGGAUUUUCGUCCUCUUCCACUGCUGAGGAGGUUACAGACGGAAUCGAUGGCACUGGUCUCACCGCCAUUGUUACAGGAGCAUCGAGCGGUAUUGGCUCUGAAACUGCGCGUGUUCUUGCCUUACGUGGAGUUCACGUUGUUAUGGGUGUUAGGAAUUUAGAAGCUGGUAGAAAUGUCAAAGAAACCAUUGUCAAUGAGAAUCCUUCUGCAAAAAUUGAUACCAUGGAGUUGGAUCUUAGCUCCAUGGCGUCUGUAAGAAAAUUUGCCUCAGAUUAUCAGUCGUCCGGGUUUCCACUUAACAUCCUCAUUAAUAAUGCAGGAAUAAUGGCUACCCCUUUUGGACUUUCAAAAGAUAACAUAGAACAGCAAUUUGCAACAAACCACGUAGGCCAUUUCCUUUUGACGGAUCUACUUUUGGAAAAUAUGAAGAAAACUGCUGUUGAAAGUGAGAAAGAAGGUAGAAUUGUAAACGUUUCCUCAGAAGCUCAUCGUUACACAUAUCCUGAAGGCAUCCAAUUCGAUGGAAUUAACGAUGAAUCAAGGUACAAUAAAAUGCAGGCUUAUGGCCAAUCGAAGUUAUCUAAUAUUCUGCAUGCCAAUGAACUUACGCGACAUUUCAAGGAAGAAGGAGUAAACAUAACUGCAAACUCGCUUCACCCGGGGAUAAUCACCACAAAUCUCUUCCGCCACUUCAAUUAUGGCAAUGGUCUAGCAAACACCGUCGGCAAACUCAUAUUUAAAAAUGUUCAACAGGGUGCAGCAACAACCUGCUAUGUGGCAUUGCAUCCACAAGUAAAGGGAGUGAGUGGUGAAUAUUUUAUGAACAGUAACCUACAUAAGCCAACCCAACAUGGCCAGGAUGUUGAUCUCGCUAAGAAACUUUGGGAUUUUACGACUAACUUAAUCAAAUAAUCCGAUUCUCAUUUUUCGUCUGAAGUGUGGAACUUGAACCUGGUCUAAAGAAAUGUAAUAGUUAGGUUGUGUUGUACGUGUUUGUGGAGUAUUACAUUACAAAUAGAAAUGGUGUCCUAAAAAAAAAUAAGGUAUUAAAGAUUCAACCAUUCUAGUUGGUUUUGGAUUGGUAAUGCAUAUGUAUUCGUGCAUUGUGGAAAGUUGUUAGAAAUUACCAUUUCUCUAUUAUAUUAUGAUAGACUUUUAUCA